AUGGCGUCUUUAUUUGGGAAAUAUUACUUUUUGGAAGAAUUUUUAUUAGAAAAGCAACUUCCCUGCUUAUUUAAUGACCCUGUACCAAUAUUUUCAUCAAUAUCAGCAGGACAAAAUGACCCAAGACCUAAAGUGAAAGAUUUUGUGGACAAUGUUGUUGAUGUAUGGUCGGAGAGAAUUGUUGGUGUUAUGGAUGGCACUCACAUCCGGAUUGUUAAUUGUCCUGGGGGCCAGCAAGAUUAUAUCAACAGAAAAGGGUUUGCAUCCAUUCAAGCACAACUCAUUGUGGAUGACAAAUUAAUGAUAAAUGAUGUAAACGUGGGAUGGCCUGGCAGUACCCAUGACGCGAGAGUCUUGCGUAACUCUGGUAUCUUUCAUUAUGCGGAAAACAAUGGGAAAAUCUUACAAAAUCAUUACAUUAUUGCCGAUGGGGCCUAUCCUUUGAAGUGGUGGCUUAUGACUCCAUUCAGGGAUAAUGGACGUUUAAAUAAUGCCCAAAGAAGAUAUAAUAGAAUAUUUUCCUCAGCAAGACAAUGUGUGGAAAGAGCGAUAGGUCAUUUGAAAGGACGAUUCAGACGACUUCAAAAUCUUCAUGUUGGUUCUGUGACACACAUGUGUAAUUUAGUCAUAAGUGCAUGCAUUUUGCACAACAUGUGCAUUAUCUGCGACGAUUACAUCGAUGACUUCAUAGAUAUGACACAGGCUGAAGACAUCAACCAAUAUCCAAAUGUUUUCCAGAAUGCUGCUGAUGGAACUAACAUAAGAGAUAGACUUGUUGCCAUUCUUUGA
Molecule: messenger RNA, 789 nt
Organism: Saccostrea cuccullata (small rock oyster)
Lineage: Eukaryota; Metazoa; Mollusca; Bivalvia; Ostreida; Ostreidae
Product: putative nuclease HARBI1
Exons: 2
Coding region: 1-789 (262 amino acids)
Source: RefSeq, a predicted model, not a curated record